CGAAACACACGAAGGAACAAACAUGUUGAGACGUAAAUUAAUAAUUAAAAUCAAAAAAUAUAGUAUAAUAUUCUUUGCGAUCCUUUUGGUUGUUAUAUGGGCCAACUAUGCUUCCCGCGUCAAGGACGGUGAUGACACCGUUGGCCCAUUUCCUCAUAGCAAGGAUCAGGCGAACACUACGGCACACCUAUCACGCUUGGACAGACUGUACGAGCUGGCCAAGUGGCAGCACGUGCUGAAUCGGCAAUUCUACGAAUGGAAGUGGAAGCAAGCCCUAACGUCCUCCAAAAUGACCACGGCACAAAGCUUAGACACCACACGCAGCAAUGAUGAUCUGCUGUUUAAGUACAGAAAGCAAAGGAAAACAGCCAAGCCAGCGAAUCGUUACUUUGUGUACAGUCACAAGUGCAAGAUUCCCUACGCGGAUCCCUUCUCCAGCGAGGCCCUGGCCCUACACACUCCAGCCAAACUGAGGACUUGCACGAAUGAGUCGGAUCUGAUUACGCUGAGCUUUGAUCUGAAACUUCAGACAUACAAGAUGCAAGUGAAUACCGAAGUGCUUGUCGAAUUGGAUCCGAACAUCACUCAGCUGACUUGCAGCUAUCAAGAGGUGAGAAGCGUUAAAGAUGCCACCGGAAAGUUCUUCAGUGUACUUCUCCCACCCGUCGACAUGACAGACAACAUGGCUUUGGAUAGGAAUAUAAGCGGAAUAUUAGCCGAGUGCCGUGAUAAAAAGAACGCAUCCAGAAUCGUUCAGCGGGAUGCCUUCCCGCUCGUGCAAGUGAUCCCGAAGACAUCACGGACUGAGUCCCAUCCCUUGCCCAGGCAGCCCAGCGUCAUUAUGCUGGGCCUGGACACCAUGUCGCGGAUGAACUUUAAGCGCACAAUGCCAAAGACUGCCGAAUAUGUGCAACAGUUGGGCUGGUUCGAGAUGGAAGGCUACAACAAAGUGGCGGACAAUACGUUUCCAAAUCUGUGCACUGUUUUGGCUGGUGGCAAGCCAGCGCAACUCGAUAAAGUAUGUGAAGAGCAUAGCUCGUGUCCUUGGAUAUGGAGGGACUUCAAGGAAGCAGGCUAUUCGACGGCUUACGGGGAAGAUAUAACAGCAGAUUCCGUCUUCACAGGAUCAGGCAAUGCGCCUGACUUUACUCUACGCCCUUUUCUAUCGGGCCUCACUGAGUCGAUGCACAUCUUCAGGAGAUUUGGUUACGACUAUUGUGUGGGUAGACGACUAGCCAUUUCGUAUCUGUACGAUUUUUGUAUGCAGUUCACCCAAAGAUUAAUCGAGGAGUUGGAACAACCUGCCUUUGGCUUCUUCUGGAGCUGCACCCUCACACACGACUAUCAUUACGGAACUUCCAGCCUGGAUGGAUUAUUUUUAGACUACCUAAAGACCCUCGAGAAGCAUAAGAUCUUUGGAAAUGCCAUCGUGAUUCUGUUCAGCGAUCAUGGUGAGAGGUUUGGUGAUCUUGUCGCCCUGCCAGAUGGGUUUCUGGAGGAACGUUUGCCCAUGCUGCACAUCUACUUGCCCCCUUGGUUCCGCAAGACGUAUCCCAGUUAUGCCCAGUCCCUCCAACUGAAUCGAAACCGCCUGUCGUCUCCCUACGAUCUACACAACACGCUGCGGCACAUUCUCCAGCUGAAUGCAACGAAACCUGAAGAUCUUCCUCCGCUGGAAAAUUGUCCCACCAGUCAAUCUCUUUUCCACCCAUUGCCACAGGAACGCAGCUGCGUGGAUGCCUGCAUCGGGGAUCACUGGUGCACUUGCAAAGAAUUUCUUUCCGUUAAGCUAAACGGAGUGGCAUACAACAUUGUUAAGCUGACGCUGUAUUAUAUCAAUCGUUGGAUGCUGGUGCACCAUUUCAACAGACAUUGCGAUCGGCUGUUGCUCGCGGAACUAGAUCAUGCUGAGCGGAAGCUGUUGGGUGUUGAUAAUGACAAGGAGACCUUGUACGGUACCAUUAUGAUCUAUCGCCUGCGCUUUCGUACCUUUCCACAUGAGGGUCACUUUGAGGCCACGGUGCGCUACCACAGUGAUCGCCAGAUGUUGGUUGACUUCGAUUUAGAAGACAUCAGUCGCUUGAACAGAUAUCACAAUGAUUCGCUCUGCAUCAAUAAUAAAAUUGCCAGGAAGUUUUGCUUCUGCUUUAAAGAAGGAAACACCAAUCCCGAGUGGCAGAGCUUGCUAAUCAAUUUUAAGGAAGGUGAGGAAAAAAGUCAAACAGAUUCUGUUGUCGCACUGGAACCAAUCGAUGUUCCAGCUUUGUAAUUAAAUGU
Molecule: messenger RNA, 2277 nt
Organism: Drosophila subobscura
Lineage: Eukaryota; Metazoa; Arthropoda; Insecta; Diptera; Drosophilidae
Exons: 2
Coding region: 23-2269 (748 amino acids)
Source: RefSeq, a predicted model, not a curated record